Protopolystoma xenopodis is the source of this 1272-nucleotide messenger RNA. NCBI's taxonomy places the organism in Eukaryota, Metazoa, Platyhelminthes, Monogenea, Polystomatidea, Polystomatidae. The record is from the annotation of a GenBank genome assembly.
CUGACGUUUAAACUCUAUUCCGAAUUCUUAUUCUACUUCAAUUCUGACAAUAUCAAAAUUUUCUUUAUCUCGCCUUUUAUUAUAGCUGCGUACCUCACCAGCUGUAUUGAACCUUUAAAAGAUUCAGAAUCUGGAAGUCUACCAGCCCAAGCCCCAUCUUCAAAAAUCCCUGGUGAAAAGUCUGCCUCCAUGUACAAUAUGGCUCAAAAUUUUGGUACCAUGUCCAAUAGCACUAGCAAUGGUGGGGGUGGUGUUCUAGGACUCAACACAGCUUACCGUCGCCUGCAUACUCGCCUAGCUAUGAGCCUGAGCCAUGUUCAGGCCUGUCUCUUCCGAAUUACUGCUCUUCUUGUUUUACCCCGCAGCGCCGCAGCAGAAGCUGGGGUGUCUGAAGCGCGGUUUUCUGAAUUCAUUAAACGUGGUGAAUUUGAUCAACUUUGUCCACAUUGCGGUCUUGUACAGUGCUCGCACACCGUCGCUGGCCUCGACAUUGGCCUAAGCGUACGUCCUUUACCUCCGAGGCGCCGGCGCCUUCAGCAGCUUCGCAAACGCAUGAGGUUGAGAAAGCGACUUGGUCGAGCAUCUACAGUUAUUGGGCCGGAACAUCAAGGGGUGGAUGGUGCGGCUGCUCAUGAAGAGAAUCUUCGCGAGGCUGCAUGCGCAUGGGCAUACCAAGGCUUUUCAAGUAGGGCACAGUUCACAAGUUCAGCCAAUAUGAGUCCUUUAGGCGGCAGAGAUGAUGAAAAUGAAGUGGACGUCGAAGAGGAAGACGAUGAGGAAGAUGAGUGUGAUGGAAAAGACGACGUACCUUCAAAAGAUGGGGAGUUUGACGAAGUUAUAAAAAAUUUGGAUGCUGGGGAAAAAGAUGAACCAUUUGAGGACUUCGAAGUAGAGGACAGAUGCGAGGAAGACUUUGAGUUAAGAGGAAUUGAAGAGGAAAUUGAUGAAGAUACGCACCUGCCAGUUCGGCAAGGCUCAGGAUGGUCGUGCGAAUUGAGUAAUUAUGGCCCUGUUGGUGGUGGGUGUACCUUAGGCCCACGAAGAAGCGGCGGCUUCUUGGUGCAGGGCGACUGCUCACGGCGUUUACUUCAGAAGCUCGCCUGGGCACCUCUUCGUCUCUUCACCACCAUUAUGAUGGAAAACACAGUCGCUUGCUGGCAAUGGAUGCUGGCUAGCCGGCCGGGUCUUGUUACUCAGGUCUCCGACUUUUCAUACCUAAUUACCAGUUUUGGCCCCUGUGACAAAUGGCAUAAGGGUCAAUUAAAUAUUUAA